Aspergillus homomorphus CBS 101889 is the source of this 1550-nucleotide messenger RNA. RefSeq lists its product as uncharacterized. The coding region runs from base 402 to 1127 and encodes 241 amino acids. The record is from RefSeq and is a predicted model, not a curated record. Lineage: Eukaryota; Fungi; Ascomycota; Eurotiomycetes; Eurotiales; Aspergillaceae. The transcript has 2 exons.
CCGGCUUCUGCUGCUAACAAAGCUGUUGUGGUUUUGAUGCUUUAUCUUUGCUUUGGAUGACCAGUACUUAUAAAUGCCUUUUGUCCACUUCUUUUGAUGCUAGUCUCAUGAAAAGUCAUUCAACAUUGUACAUUUGUUACAUCUAUUGCCUUUGUUCGCAACAGCAAUCCUUUGUUUGGACAUGGCGCAACUUUCUUUGUUUGCCCCAGACCAGAUCCUUUUCUUCGUGAGUACGCAACCUUAUGUUAUCUCAACCCUCAAUCGGCUCAGCAUAAAUAUCAGGGCGUUUCUUUCGGAGUAUCCGCGCAGAUGGUUUGAGCUGCCAACUUCAUUCUCAUAUUUGCAUACUUUGCCUACUCAAAGCUAAACUCAGGUAGUAGGUCUACUGUUCGAAUUCGACAAUGGGAGUGUUGAUGCCCACCGGAAAGUGGCAGUGGUUCGACGCGGAUGCCAAUUUCCAGCCGGAGGACCAUCGCAAGUUCAGAGAGGACAUCACACGAUGGCUACUGCGACGGCUGGGCAAGACUGAGGUAGGAGAAGACGGGCAUCCGACGCAACUGACUGAGGUCCAAAAGCGCAUGAUUCGCGAUGCCCUGACGCGUCGCAACCGGGAACUGCAGGCCCAGACGCAGUCAACAGGGAUUUACACCGAUGAAGAAAAGCAGGAGGCCUUGGCCACCGGAAUACCGCUUCCUCCUCCUCCCGGGGCCGAUGCUGUUCUUCACGCCGCCCAUCAGACACCGGACAUUAUCAUUGAUCCAGUCUCAAGGCUGUUUGACUGUCCAUGUUGUUUUCGAACUCUACCAUCAAGGUACCUGGAGCCAGAACACUGGUGGAAGCAUGUUGAAAGCGACCUGUGCAGUGGGACUUGUCUCCUUGACCGGUGUUUCAUGAAGCCCCAACCGUUCAACAUCGAUCACUACUACCGGCACGUACGGGAGUAUCACAACCCCAGAAAGUUGUGGACCCUGGAGGAUAUCGACGAAGUGCGGGGGACACCACACCACCCGUUCCCGUCUAUUUGUCCCAUCUGUAACUACACCGACAGUGACCAUGAACGUGUCGCCAUCCACAUUUCCAAAGAACUCCGCUAUUGGGGCUUUAAUUUCGCUGCCCUGGUUCACUGAGCGGGGCUUGCUACUGGUGGGCGAGGAAUCGGAGAAUGAGAUGGAUCGCCUGUGGCCCCCUGGCUGCAACGUGUCCCCGUCUGGCACGAACUCGUACGAAGCCUGGGCGGAGAGCGAGGAUUAAAAACGGAGAACCUGAGUCGCUCCAUGGGGCUUCGGGCUUUUGAGGCCUUGAUCCCACAAGACCUGUUGCUCGGAAUGAAAUUAGAAUGAUCAAUCUUUUCGAUUUUAUGAAUAAAGUUCGGACUCCGUGACCGAGUCACAUUGUUGAGGUAAUGAGAUCAAUCAUCCAUCAUGUAGGGUAAGUAUAUCACUAAUUAGAAAGACAAUCGCGGAAAUAGGACAGAGGCACCAACGAUAAGUGCAUAGCCCGACACAGACCCAUGCUAGUCGACGUCUCCUCGACCUCUAGCCGAGUCUGCG